This is a messenger RNA of Tuber aestivum (summer truffle), 1201 nucleotides long. The record is from the annotation of a GenBank genome assembly. NCBI's taxonomy places the organism in Eukaryota, Fungi, Ascomycota, Pezizomycetes, Pezizales, Tuberaceae.
AAUUAUUUCAUUAAGUGUCAGUAUGCUUGGACUUGAGGGUCAUAUCACUCACUGUACCUCAACUGCUCCAAAAGUUACACUCCGAAAAGACCGAUAACUCAAAGAAACACUCCCGCCCUAAAGUUUCCGUCAAGUUCUGCUAGCCUCCUUCUAUGGCCGUAACCUUCCUUGCUGUUUUGCAUUCCAACAGUGGUUAUUAUCUAAUCACCAGCUCACGUGAUGUGACUUCGUUUUUUCCGAGAGUGCAAGGCGCGCACAAAGACUCAUCGUCCACAAUACUGGUGCAGUCAGCAACCCAAAGGUACACAACGACAACCACACCGACAACCCCACCCCCAUUACCAACAGACAGGCGAUAAUCAGCAAAAUGAAGGUGUGUCACAAAUCGUCCCUGUGUACGAGUUUCCACGAGCCGUCCUUUAUCUGUUUUGGGGGGGGGAAGGAAGCGAGAUGGAAUUCUUUUUUUCGGUCGGAGGGAACGGAAGGGGAAACGCUGACUUAAUUACUUUCUUCUCCUUUUCUCGCCCUCUAGGCCGAACUUGAUUCCUUCAGCGGAGCCAAAAUCUUCCCUAGCAAGGGGAAACUAUAUGUCCGUGGCGACAGCAAAGUUUUCCGCUUCGUCAACGGUAAAUCCGAGUCGUUGUUUCUCCAGCGCAAGAAUCCCCGCAGAAUUGCCUGGACAGUUCUCUUCAGACGAAAGCAUAAGAAGGGUAUCUCCGAGGUACGCUAUUUCCUUUCCCAUAUACAUACUCUACGGGUUCUGUGAAAGCUAGGUAUUAACACUUAUCGGGGAGUUCAGGAAGUCGCCAAGAAGAGGUCUCGCAAGACCGUGAAGCACCAGCGUGCUAUUGUCGGUGCUUCUCUCGAUGUCAUUAAGGAGCGCCGUUCUAUGCGCCCCGAGGUCCGCCAGGCUGCCCGUGCCCAGGCUAUCAAGGACGGGAAGGAAAAGAAGGCAGCGGCAGAAUCCAAGAAGAAGGCAGAGAAGGCAAAGUCUGCUGCGGGAGCCGCUCGUGGAAACGCACAGAAGGUGUCCAAACAAGGUGCUAAGGGGGCUGCUCCGAAGGUCCAGGCCAGAACCCGCUAAAUUCAAAUAAAUCCAUUGAAGGGCUCUCUCGGUUUGGGGUUUUCUUUUCACUUUCUUCCCUCUUAGCAGCUAGUAUAUUACUUUUUUCUUUCCUCCCUAAAAACUGGAUUUGCGUUU